This is a messenger RNA of Colossoma macropomum (tambaqui), 4098 nucleotides long. It is a transcript of the gene rpgrip1, whose product is annotated as RPGR interacting protein 1. The record is from RefSeq and is a predicted model, not a curated record. Gene Ontology annotation, cellular component: photoreceptor connecting cilium. NCBI's taxonomy places the organism in Eukaryota, Metazoa, Chordata, Actinopteri, Characiformes, Serrasalmidae. Gene Ontology annotation, biological process: retinal rod cell development; non-motile cilium assembly.
AGACAUGAGGUCCUGGAAAAGAGCACCGCAAGUGCUGAAAAUUAAAGAUCGUCAGCGUGUGUUCAAGGUCCCGAGGGAACAGCUUGAGGAUCAGUGUCUUCGUCUGCAGGAAGAAAACACACUUCUCAAACAACACACUCGUGUACAAGAGAAGAAACUACGCAGGCUGUCAACUAAGGUGUUAAGGUUGAGAUAUGGGCAUCCAGGCUCAGCUGGGGGACGAGAAGCUGACACAGAAGACACCAUUCAGGAACUGGAAGCUCGUGUGGCCACUCUAGAGAGCCAGAAGGAGGCACUGCAAAGCAAACUUUGCGUGGCCAGACAGCAAAUCCUGGGUCUGACUGGACGAUCUCACCACCGACCACGCACUGUGCGGGGCGUGGAGGGAGAUAGAGAGAUCAGACGGGCGGCCCAAACAGCCCCUGCCCGCUAUGCACAUAGCUCUCUGGAGGACACCAGAGAAGAGAUUGAGAGAUUCAGAUCUAGUGUUAUAGAAACGCAGCAGAGGAGGGUAACAGAGCUUGAGCUGGGUGCUCAGUCCCUCAGAGACACCCUUAAAGGAAAGGAAAGAGAAAUAGAGGAUACAAUGAAAGAGCUCCGCAGACAGCAAGCUGAUGGACGCAGAUUCAACAUAAAAGAUAAUGUAGAUGUGAUCAGACUGCAGAAGCAACUUUCUGACAAGAGCACGGCCCUUCUGGUCAUUCAGGAGAAGUUUACUGUUCUACAAGAGGCUUAUGAGGCCCAGCUGGAGGAGGGUCAAAAGUCACUACGGGAGAACCAAGGAGCCUUGCUGGGAAAGGUGGAGGAGUUGAAUGAAGAACUGAAACAGGAAAAACAGAGAGUGCUGACACUAGAGGCUCAGCUCAGCACUGCCACUUUCUCACUGCAAGGCCUUGAAGAGCUACAAGAGAGAGUCUCAGACCUUGAAGUGGAGAGGAACCUCCUGAAAAGAAGCUAUGAUUCUCUUCUAGAGAGCACUCUGUCUGCCCAGAGCCACCAGGAAGAACACAAGGAUAAAGAAAGAGAGAGGGAGCAACUGAGAGAGGAAACGUGGAGAGCUGAAGUGCAGAAGCUUGAGAAGAAGCUGGAAGAGGAGCAGAGACAAAGGGAAAUACUGGAGCAAGAAAAAGAAAAGAUGAAACAAGAGUAUGAAAGGAUUGAGGAAGAGAGAGAGCAGGAGAGAUCCCUGACCACUGCCCUCAGAGAAAAACAUGUGUGCAUGGAGCAGGAAAUGCUACAACACAGACAUGAAGUGACAUCUUUACAAGAGAGACUGGACAGAGUGACAAAAGAGUUUGAUAUGAGUGUAGAAGACCUAAGUGAAACUCUGAUACAGAUAAAAGCUUUUAGGCUGCAGCAGGAGAAUCACAAGUGGUUGUGUUUUUCGGGGGCUGAUGAGAAGGUGGAGGAUUGCUCUCGAGAGCUGGCUGCUCUGCAGGUCUCACACGCAGAAACAGUGCUAGAGAUGCAGAAAACUCGAGACCUACUACUUGUGCAACAUCGACUCAGUAACGACCUGCAGGCUGAGUUGAAGAUAGAGGUGGAGAGAGCUGCAAGAGAAAGAGAGGAGAACAGAAAGCGGUUCACUGAAAAAGACAAACUGCUGAAAAGCAGGGCUCUUCAGAUCAACAGCUUACAAGCUCAGCUAAAAGACUUCACCUAUGGUCCUAGAAACUACAGUCGGAUAAUACCACAUCAGUACACGUGGACGGGGGUGGAUCAGGAGUUAAUCCAGCCAAUGGAGGAGAACACCAUCUUCUCCCGACUGCAGGAGGGAGAAUCCCUGCUUGAAAUCCAUCUUUUAGGAGCCACUUUCACCCCUGUGGGACUGAGGGUCAUGACAAAGGACAGAGGAAUGGACUCUGGGGGUCACCAUGAGGUUAUGACAUUUUGCACCUAUUCAUUCCUAGAUUUUGAGAUGCACUCAACCCCACUGGUUUCAGGGGCACAGCCAAAUUAUGGCUUUACAUCCUGCUAUGGCCUUGCUGGGCGUGAUCUCACCAAGCUCGGUGGUCAGGGAACGUGUGUUCAUGCUGAAUUACAUCAGGCACUGGGAGGGGUGCAAUUCAUAACCAGGGGCAGAGCAAGGAUUCCCCUGAUGGGGGUGCUACAGCGCAGAGGAGAACAAAUAAAAGGCAGAGCCAAUAUAACAGGGUCAGAGGGCGAGAUAAUUGGGGUCCUGGAAUUCUGGGUGCGUCUGUGCCCUCAACUGGAGCCAACAGACACUCACAAAGACAAAGUCACAGACAGAAUGACCAACAGAUGGCCAAUACACACAGCUAUGGAUGGGAGUCAUGUACAGCCAGAGACUCAAGAGUUAUUUGACUAUGGUGGAGGGAUACCAAAUGAGCUGAUGGUGGUACUGGAACGAUGUGUGGGUCUCAGUGCACGCUGGCCGGGACUUCUUCCUGAUGCUUAUUUAACUUAUCGCCUUUAUGACCUACCUCCUCACUCCACACCCAUAGUACCAUGCUGUGCAGACCCUGUGUUUGCAGACUCCACUAUCUAUCCACUUGCAGUCACAGCAGAUCUGAUGGAAUACCUGAAGGUGGGCAGCCUAUGGGUGUAUGUGUUUGAUGACAAUGAAGGCCAAGCUCAUAAUUACCUGGCCAAGACACCCGUUCCACUCCGGGCCUUGACAACUGGCAGACCGAUUAAAGGUGAUUAUGUCCUGAGGGACCCUGCUGGGGGACCUAGAGGCACAGCGAGGGUGCAUCUUCAGUGGAGGUACCCCUUCCAAUCACCAGAAAUUCUUUCUAGACCAGGAAGAAAGGAAAGAACAGAGAGGCUGGAGAAGACUGAAGACAGAACUGAAGUUGGAACUGAAGUUUUACAGAGGCCGAUCGCUAAGCCCAGGUCAAAAGCAGCUCAACAAAAGCUGAGUCCUCGCAAAGAUGAAAGGGACCAGCCACUGCCCCAGCCUCCAUCAAUCAAAAUACAUAGACCUGAGAGCUCAGUACGUACCCAAACUAUUCACAUGAAGUCACGCAGCAAGGGUCUGGUUAAGCCCAGCAGGUCACCUGAUUUUGACCAUACUACAGACAUAUGGUCGCCAGUCUUCUCAAGCAGCCAGCAGAGGAAAUCAGGAAGUGAUUCAAGAGUACAAGCUAUAAAAUCAGUGAAACAGGAAGAAGAGGAAGAAGAACAGAUGUCUAGGAGUGGGAAAACUCCAAAGGACAUUGAGGAAGUCUUGGAGUCUGAGGAAUCAAGUGCCUCAAGCGGUAGUGAUGUCAUUAUAAUACCUCAACCACCAAAACCCAUCAAAAAGGGGGACAGACUUAGAGUGGAGAUCUUAUCACUUUUGUUUGACCCUUCCUCAAGUGUUGCUUUGAACCAAUCAGUGCAGCAAGUCUAUGUGGAGUACCGCCUCUUUGGUGUUCCCAUGGAGACCACAGAAACCCCCAUGUCUCUGCGGAAACCAACAGAGGGAGAGGAAAUACAUUACAAUUUUACCAGAGUCAUACAUGUGGACACCAUGGAAGCGGCUCCUCUGAGGCGCUUUCUUUACACUAUGCUGCAAGGCACUGAUCCCAACCAGGGCAGGUUAAAGUUCACUGUUGUGAGUGAGCCACUGAAUGAGGAAGAUGAGUGUAAAGAUGUUGGCCAAGCCCACCUGGACUUGCAGGAACUUCUGCUUACAGGAAAUGAUGUAAUUGAACGGCAAAUUGACAUUUUCAGUAUGGAUGAUGAGCAGGAGGUAGUGGGGAAGCUGCGAGUGUCUCUAGAAGCUGCUCAGGCUUUAACAGGAAUCUACUGGGAGUACCAAGACCAGAAGCAGAAGAAAGAUGCAGAGGCAGUGACAGAGGACAAAGAGGAAGAGGAAGAGGAGGAGGAGGCGCAGAGAAAAGAAACAAUAAAGAAAGGCAAAGAUAUGCAAGUGAUCGAUUUUGAUGUUGAUGAUUUUUUCUGAAAAACUUAAAUGUGAAGUGUUUAUUUUAAACUUGAUGUAAAGAAAGAUUUCUUUUAAUCUGAAUAUAAAGACUAUUUUGAUAGUGAUGAUUUUGGGCUAUUGUGAAAUUGUCACUCUUACGUGGCAUGCCUCUGCCAUUGACAUUUACGAAGUAAAUCAUUCACUUUUUGCCUGUAGACACUGGAUUC